AUUCAGCAACAUUGUUGUUAACGAUACGAGGAGAGAGAAAAGAAAACCAUUGGUAGGAGCCAUUUUUAAGAGAUGAAGGAGAAAACGAGAAGGGGAAAGCAUCAAAACAAAUAGGCAAUUAUAAUGAGUUAACGGAGAAUUUCGUGAUGCUCACGGUUUUUUUUUUCUCUUCCGAUCCAUGAUUCUCGGGAGAAACGGUUCUGAAAAUAAAAGCUCAUAACAGCUGCUGACCGAUGGUGUGAAACGGGAUAGGCUCUACUGCCCAGCACAAUAUACAGACCUAAUAAUAUCCCCUUGAUUGAAUUUUGAUACCAUAAAGUCGAGACCCCUAGCGAUAUCUUUCCGUCCAUGAAACAGGAAUGAAAAGAGAUUAUAUCAAAACGAAAGAAAGAGAAAAUGAAGAAGCAAAGAGGGACAGCACACAUAGACUAGAAAUACAAAAAGAGAAAAGGAAAGUUACGGCUCUAACCUAAAUAAGACACCAUCCGGUGACCGUCCAGAUUAUGAUCGGUUCACUCUAUAGAUUUUAUGCAGGACACAAGGUUGUGAAGUUUUCAAUGUUUGUUUUUUUGACACAAAAAGCGGACGCGGGAUCAUAGUGGUACUUCCCAGCUGCUACUGAAGGUCAAGAAAUGAAGCCAACUCUUUCUUCUUUUAAUUUAUUUAAUCUCUUUCUCUCUCUUGUCCUAGUAUGUUCAAUUUAUUCUAAAGUGAGAUAGAAAAAAAAGUACCUGAAAAUUUCAGUAGAAGGAAAAAAAAACAGAUGUAGUAUAGAAUAGAAAGCUAGGUCGAUCCCGAAUCGCGAGUGGUAAAUGCGUUUGUUUCCCAUCAACCAAAGAGGUGGUUUGUCUUUGGCAUUAAUGAAGGCAGAAAGUUGGUGAAAGAAAGCUCUUUCUUCCUAGGACAACAGACCUCAUCACCGUACACCUUGUGUCGUACUAUUAUUUCGCCCGAGGGGAAAAUGAAACGAUCUAGAAGAUGAAAGUCUAGAAAUCGAUAUGAUAUAUGGGUUAGAUUUCUGCCUUCAUUCUGUCACAAGUAAUAUGUGCAAUGUGACUGAAAUUCUUAACCAAGUCAUUUCUCAUAUUGAUUUCUUGUAUUUUGCAAUUAUUCUGAUUUUGCCACCUUUGCGGAAGACCAAAUUGUCUUUCCCUUUUUUCAAUGAAGGUGUUUUUACGACAUAUAUGCAAUCAAAUCUUUAAUCGACUGUGUUUAUAUUUCAUAAAAGAAUUAUAACAACUAUCAUUUUCAGGGAAUUUGAGGGAAAGUAAAAGCAAAGGGAAAUUGAGUUUCUUCCACCCAUUAGAUUUGGCUGGUAGCUUUAAUACCCGCCCGUCUGCUGUUAUAUUUCCCUGGAAGCUGUUUGCCUACUUUAUACAAAUGAUGAUUGGAAAUAUAUUUAUUGUUGCGUCUAUAAUUUACAUAUCGCGAUAGCACAAUUCGGGGUAAAGCCUCGAGUUUUGUUUAAAAAUCGAUUUAAAGUUGACCCAAAAAACACCUGCCCGUAUUCCUUCUUUACCUGCUUGCAUAUCUGAUGCAGCCCAUUGUUUUUGUUUUUUCCUUGCCUCAUCUGCUGCUGGUCGCAGACAACGAAUUUUCCCGAGUAUAGUGCGCCGGCGACGUUCAGAAGGUGAAAGUUUCUUGCCCACUCAUUCGUUUUCCCUCUUGAAGGCAUGAAAAAGAAAACCAACGCAGCCGACCUCCUCUUCUCUCGUGUUGGAAGUGAAACCCUCCCUCCCUCCGAAAAACACACACCCAACAGCAGGGCCUUGAGUUAGAGAUUGUUGUUGAAAAUAAGGUGGUGUUCUUUUUUUCUGUUGUAUAUUCUUCUUUCUCCUCUUCAUUCGCCUUCUCUCUUUCUCGACUGCGGUACUUCUUUAUAAAGUGGGGGGUUUCCAUCUGAGUUUGAUCAGUCGAGCUCAGUAGCGACUACGGGAAAGAUCGAAUAGUUUGUCCGCUCUCGCCAACCCCAGACACUCUCCAAUUGUGUGUUUCGGAUGAUUCGGCGUGAAAGCCAAUAGUGACCUCCAACAUUGUUUUCGACCCAUCCCUCCCUAUUGAGUGCAUUUGUACGUUCGUCCACAGCCAAAUAGAAGAAUGAACAUCCUGCGGAUUUCUCCCUUGACGGCCGUGCUGGCUCUCAUUUGUGCCCUACUCAUCCUCUCUGACCUGGAUACGACUAGGGCCCAGUUGACGAGCCAGUCCGAAUCCGAGCUCUACAGUGGAACUGUCGUCUUUCCGGAGGAUGACGAUGAAAUUGUCGGCGAAUCCGCUCCUCCACUGGCCUUUCGUCCUCCGCCGAACAACCGUCGAGGGCCUCCAAAUGGACAGCAAAACAGUCGGUUUCCUCAUCCGGUCGACACCUUCCUGAAACCAUUCGAGCCUUUAUUCAACGGUGUUGUGCCAAAUUUCUUCAAUAAUCAAGAGCCCAAUUUCAACAUCCAUCAUCAUUAUAAUCAGCACGGAGGCAAUUUUCAUAAUCAGGGCCCACCUCCUCUUCUUCCGCCACAGCAGAUCCCUUCUCAUUUGAAUUUCCCCGGGCCACCCGUCAAAAGGCCCCCAAAGAAUUCAAUCAAGUUUCCAUCAGAUCUACCUCCUGGCAAUCAUGCUCCGACGACGACGACGACUACUACUACCACGACUUCCGUGACGACGCGACGACCGACGCUGUUGAACGGUCCGUCUUUGGUCUUUUUCCGACCACCGUCUUUCAACCUGUUGUUGAGACCGACUCGACCCAGUUCAAGCAGCCCGUCCACCCAAUACACCAGACCCAGUGAAUGCGGACUGACCUACACUCGUAUGAAUCGAAUCGUCGGUGGUCACGAUACAAGCUUCGGAAAAGUUCCAUGGCAGGCGUCGAUCGUCAAGACCAGUUAUCUCUCCAGGAGGGUCUCGUGUGGUGGUGCUCUCAUCAACAACCGCUGGGUGAUAACAGCUGCUCACUGCGUACACAGUACGGCCACGUCGGGGAUUCGAGUUCGACUGGGCGAAUGGAACAUGAAAGACACCAACGAGCCUCAACCUCAUGAGGACUACGAUAUCGAUCGCAAAGAGGUUCAUCCAAACUACAAUCCGGCUGACUUCCAGAACGAUAUCGCCUUAUUGAAACUUAAACGCGACGUAGUCUACAAGGAGCACAUCAUUCCUGUGUGUCUACCACCCGCAAACUCCAACUACGUCGGACAAACCGGAACCGUUACAGGAUGGGGUCGCACAACUCACGGUGGAGCGACAGUGCCGGACGUCUUGCAAGCAGUCGACGUCCGCGUUAUUGACAACGGUGAUUGCCAGAAAUGGUAUAAAGAUGCAGGCCGGCGGGAGACUAUCUAUAAUGUCUUUACCUGUGCUGGUUACAAGGAGGGCGGUCGUGACUCUUGCCAAGGUGAUUCCGGAGGACCAUUGACGAUUGAUAAGGAUGGUCGAUCUACCCUGAUUGGUCUGGUCUCGUGGGGCAUCGGGUGCGCUCGGGAGUCACUGCCGGGAGUAUAUACCAACAUUCCCCAUUUUGUUGACUGGAUCCAGCAAAACAUUCGCUAGUCAAUUUCAUCACCACAAGCACAAACUUCAUCGAAUAACAGUUCGCCCAAGACGAAAAAUAAUUCCAUCUAAUGUUUAAAAACAAAUAAUUCCAUUUAUUAUUAGUGUUGUCUUGAUUAUUUUAUUCUUGUUUAUUUUCAAUUAUUUACGCUCCCGACGAUAGUUAACGGACAGGAUUCCGUGACACACUGUAAAUAGUUCAAUCACCUGCGAAUUGAUUCAGCGCACCCUUUCCCCAAUGAAUCAUAGCCUCGAGAAUGUCCCGAUCCCUCCAGUGCCGCCUUUCAUCAUGCAGUGCAAUCGUGCCUUCUUUGUCUCCUAUUUUCUUUCCCCUUAUACCGAAAUCUCGUACAUCGUCGAAACAAAUCUUUUCUGUUGUGCAUCCAUAACAUUUUGUGCGUGUCUGUGUGUGUGCAUAAGAGGCAACUCAUUUUCCAAAAUAAUACCAUAUUUCUGAAUGCUGCUGUUAAGGCAAACGAAUAAAUGGGGAAAAAAAGACGUCUUGGCAAAUACACAUAUCAUCACGUCA
Daphnia pulicaria is the source of this 4069-nucleotide messenger RNA. RefSeq names its product serine proteinase stubble-like. Gene Ontology annotation, biological process: proteolysis. The record is from RefSeq and is a predicted model, not a curated record. Lineage: Eukaryota; Metazoa; Arthropoda; Branchiopoda; Diplostraca; Daphniidae. Gene Ontology annotation, molecular function: serine-type endopeptidase activity. The coding region runs from base 2098 to 3540 and encodes 480 amino acids. The transcript is spliced from 8 exons.